This is a messenger RNA of Durio zibethinus, 378 nucleotides long. RefSeq lists its product as uncharacterized. NCBI's taxonomy places the organism in Eukaryota, Viridiplantae, Streptophyta, Magnoliopsida, Malvales, Malvaceae. The record is from RefSeq and is a predicted model, not a curated record.
AUGGCAUCAAAGCAAAUAGCAACUCAUCUAGAAGGGGCUGAGAUCUACCAUGGGGCGGCUCUUAGCAAGCAAAAAACGCAGGAGCUCCUCGACGAGUUCGGCCUGCCCAAAGGGCUGACGCCUUUGAACAACCUCAUCGAGUGCAAGGCCCUUGGCGCCGCCUCGUAUGGACCACCCGAGAUGACGAGGUUCCUUGAGGAUUGUUGGAUGCGGAAGUUGACAGGUGUCAAAAGCAAGGAGAUGAUGAUCUGGAUUACUCUUUCUGAUAUUUCUGUGGAUGAUGCUGAUCCUAGCAAAAUCACUUUUGCUAUUCCCAUGGGACUGUCAAAGAGUUUUCCGGUGACAGCGUUUGAAGAUGAGGCAGAAGAGAUGAAAUGA